AUGGCGGAAGGAAAAGGGGCCAUGUCAACGAAUCUGAAAAUGAUGCCACAACAACAUAUCGGUUCCGGCAUCGGCACGGUGUACUUGGCGAUCCAAAACGGAGCAGAACAAAGGUCCUGGUUACAGUCUUGUUUUUUGGACUUGGUGGACAUCGAGUCUCGCGGGGAUCUUGUCGGUGAUGAGUACUUGGAGCUGCGGCAGAGGACAAACAUGGGACCUGGCGCCUGGUGCAACCGGCGAUUGAUGAGGCAGAGAUGGAGCUGCUCUGGCAUGGGGAGGCGCAGGGUGCUAGAGUAG
Triticum turgidum subsp. durum (durum wheat) is the source of this 297-nucleotide messenger RNA. The record is from the annotation of a GenBank genome assembly. Lineage: Eukaryota; Viridiplantae; Streptophyta; Magnoliopsida; Poales; Poaceae.